GCACGAGGAAAAUCCACCCAAUGCCCGUCCUCUUCUCACACACGCCAUAGCGUAAAGAAGAGAAAGAGAGAGAGAGGAGUUCUGGUCUUCCCUGCUUCCAUAUCCAUCAAGUCUCAACCACUCCAGUCAGAGGGGAGGAAAUCACAAGAGGCCGUGUUCGUGCUGCUGCUUCUGCUUCUCCUCGGUCUUGGCGUGGUUUAUCGGGGAUUUGACCGUGCCGACGCGAGACGGAUGUGCCGACAAAAGCGCCUGCCCUGAAGUUGGAUACCGAAAACUGAGCGAAAGGUUUACUCAUACCUAGCACCUCAAAGAGGAGCGCGGAGACGAGAGCGGGAGCCCCGUGUUUUGCUGCGUUCGGAGCACCAUGAAGCUCCCGUGCUGGAUGGCGCUCACGCUGCUGCUGCUGGCGCAGACUGCACUGGCACAGCGUCGCACAAUUCGACCAAGCGAUGAUGAGAGUUCUGGAGAUGGAUUUUACGACGACGAGGACUUAUUCUCCGGAUCUGGCUCUGGCUUUCCAGAUAUGGACGUUAGACCAACUGCAGCAGGUGUGCCUGUCACUACAGAAGAGCCCCUCCCACUUUCUACCACACAGGCUACUGGCCCCGCCCCCUCGGCCUCUCCAGCCGCAGAGCCAAGUAGCCCACCUCCAGCAGAGGUAGAGCGCGAAAGCGGCUUGGGACAAGAUAUACACCCAGACAGCAAAUUAGAGAUUGGAAAGUGGGAGGAGGAGCUUGCCGAGGAAGUGAGGCGGUUGAAGGAACAGGAUAAAGAACGAGAAUCUGAAAUCUCUGCUGAUAAAGUACAAGACGGAGAGUGGGAGCAAGAGAGGUCGAAAGCUACGGUUGCCCCCCGGCUGACUGAUGUUCCUAUAGUGUUGGUGGACUCGUCCACCGCUCUGGAUGAGACUACAAUGGCCACUAGUGAACCGGAGGACCUCCCCACCACAGAAGAAGAGGAUGAUCUAUACAUUACAACAGAAACUAUCAUGUUAGAGCCAUCCAGCACACCAGAGACGACAACAGAGGACAUCACAACCACUGAGGUCAUCCCAACCACCGUUGCGUCCACAACUGCUAAGCCAACCAGACCACGUCCUGCCCUGACUACUCCAAGCACUGCCCCCGUGCGACCCCGGAAACCACACACUACCCCCAGUAGAGCCGCCCCAACUGAGAGCAGCACUCGUUCAGUGAUGACCACAACACAGACACAAACACCAGAUGAAACUGUAAAUAAUGAAGUUGCAGGACCAGGUCCAAGUGGUGAUUUUGAAAUCCGCGAUAAUGAAGGUCACCAAGGCAACGAGCUCGGGAGAGGCAAAGGGGCGCCUGACAUGGCAGGAGGACCAGAUCUGACGGGAAACACAGUAGAUGCUGCUGGAAGUUCAGCUGCUCAGCUUCCACAGAAGAACAUCCUUGAGAGGAAGGAAGUUUUGAUAGCGGUGAUUGUCGGAGGUGUAGUCGGAGCGCUCUUCGCAGCAUUCCUCGUAAUGUUACUCGUCUACCGGAUGAAAAAGAAAGACGAAGGCAGCUACACAUUGGAGGAGCCUAAACAAGCCACCGUCACCUACCAGAAACCGGACAAGCAGGAAGAAUUCUACGCCUAACGUCCAUACGUUCAUCCUCCUUCAUCUCUCCAACCUUGUCCCGUCUCUAUCUGACCCCCCCCUCCUCCUUUCUUUUCAUCUCACCUCUUUUCCUUUGAUUCCUUUCUUCCCUCGUUUCCCCAUGAGAGUGCCUCUCAUUCCACGGACUCGGAACUUUCUUUUCCAAAAAACAAAAAAACUGAAAAAGAUCAAUGUAGAAAAAAAAAUGGGUGGGGCUUGGGGUGGGAGGGGGCGGGUCCUGAGAGGGCGGGGCGUGAGUCUACACAUACACAGAGAAGAAAAAACUUUUUUAAGAACAUGUUAUUAUUGAUAUGUUUAGGAUCGUUGUUCUAUGAAAUUAUGACCUGAAUCUUUUUUUUUGUAAAGACACUGCGUUUCAGAUGUGUUUCCUGCACAAUAUAAUGGGAGUAAAAAAAAAAAAAAAAAAAAACACAGCAUGAAAAAAUGAGGGAGAGGGAAAGAACACAGAUGGGGUCAUGGAGGGAUUGCGAAAGUCAGGCGAGAGAUGCAGGCAGAAGUAGAGGAGGAAUUUGGAGUCCGUACUCGAAAUGCUCUGUCACCAAGGUCAGUGAUCCAGCGUUGUGUGGUGCCUUCCAUUUCCCUGGUGCUAGAAACAGAGCUCAAGCAGAGCGAGUACGUGUGUGUGUGCCGGCGCAUAUGUGUCCGAUUGUAUGUCUAAGGUGCCCUUGUGACCCCAUCCUAGACUCGCGCGCGCACACACGCACAGGUGCACACACACUCAUCCCGACUCCCUCUGCUGGUGAGAGCGUGUCAGCACGAGCACGAGCAGGAGCAGGGGGCCCGAAACACGUACACAGCAGCACAUUAAAAACACAGAAGGUUUGCUGUGAGGGAGCGCAUGCAUAGAAUCAGAGGACUAGCCUCUCCUCUGCUCUGUAUAAAGACUUUAGUAAUCAUUAGUAAUAAUCAAUAAUAUAUCAGCAGCUCAGAAUGGAAGGAAAAUGGUGAUCAUAAUAUUCGUAGUGAAGGAUAUUAUCUAUUUAGCUGUGCAGUAAGGUUUUAUCGGUGUAAAUAUCAACUCGACGACUUUUUAUUUUUGUCAAGCUUUUAACCAUGCUAUUGUAGAAAAGAAUUAAACACGCUCAGACACACAUGCUAAUUUUUCCGUUAGAGAAAUGCUGAAAACUGCUUUAGGUUUAUUAGCAUUUCGCAAAUCAUGGUUUUUGUUUUGAAAGCACAAUGUUAGUCUCUCACAUUUCCACUCGCAUACACUCCACACAAACAACCCUGAUGGACGGACAUGCUCAAGAUGAUGAGGAACUUGUAAAGGGGACAUUAUCGCUGUGGGUAGGUGAACGCAAACGUAAUGGUUUGGGAGAAAAAUAGCGUGUCUAACAUUAAGACAUCCGAGCUGAAAGCCUUUAAAUAGUGUCGUUUGAGUGAUAGCUAGUCUUACUAUCACUUUUUUCCUAUGUUGUUUUGUUUUAUUUGAUGUUUAUAUGUCGGGAUACGUUAAAUUCAUAAAAAAAUGACUAGAAAUGCAUGAAUUAGCAAUAACAAGCUAUCAACAACAGACUCUGUGGUUGACAUGCUCAGAAUGUAUGUGACAUGUCAUGUGGUGUGAUGUCAGUGUUACUCGCAGCUGUAGCACAAGAUGUUAGCAAAACGCUGAAACGACGACAACUUGUCUUAACACAUAUCAUUUUAAAUAUCUGAACAUGUACUAUAUCGAAUCUGGGACGGCUUGUGCACAGUAUCAGCACUCCGUCCAUGAAAUUUCUUUUUUAUAUCCACUGUAAUGGAGAAUUAUAACUUACCCCACCCCAUUUAUACAUAUACAUAUCGCUGAGGGUAAAGCUGCCAUAACACUGAAACGUGACAUCAACUAACGCUUCCUGUUACAUCACAAAUCAUGCGUUUGAAAUGCAUGGUGAUGAUAAUUUAAACUCAAGCAUAUUCGACUGAGUGUACUAGAGCACAUUCAAGAUUUUUGGCCGGUGGGGGGAAUCUUGAGACCCUUACGGGGUGGUCGUACAUCAGUCUACGAUUGUAAUGCCACACCUGUGCAACAGUACCUGUAGCUUGAAUACUGUACUCUGUCCUGACAGUGUGCGUGAGUAUGUAUGUGUGAAUAUCAGCUUGUUUUAAUGCAUCUGCAAGUGUGUUUCGCUCCCCAGUUUGUUCUUCCGUUGUGGGGACGUAUUCUCCUCUCCCUGCACUUAAAUUGCUAUGUGACACUGACAAUUGCACAAACACACAAAACAUGUUACAUAGCAUCACAGCCUCGGCCUUGUAAAUAGGACCUAGAGUGAUUUCUGACCCAUCACAGCACACCUUUAAUUAAAUUACUAUAAGGGCCAGUCUCCUGGACACUGAAUAAACGUUACAGACCGAUAAUCGGUUUGACCAGUAUUUUUUGGGGGGUUUGUUGUUGUUUUUUUUAACCAAUAUUCACAUUUCUACUUGGCUGUCUGUUGUUUAAUAUUCAGUCUACUAAAUAAGUACACAUCUAGUAGAUGUCUAAAGAACAGAAGCGAUGCCGUUACACCACUAUAUGUUCACAUGUAAAAUAAAGAGUUGUAAAUGUUUGCAUAAUUAUGUCAUUUUUUACAUAAAACAAUGAGAAACAUGAAGCAUUUUAAGCUUGAGACUUAGACCAUAAUAAUGAUGAAAAUUAACUUGUGACUGAUCUCAAAACAACUAAACAGAAAUAAAUAAAUAUAUUGCAAUAUAUUAUUGAGGAAAAUAAUUAUAAUGCAUGUUUUUAGUAGUGCUGUCAAAUGAUUAAUUGCGAUUAAUCGCAUCCAAAAUAAGUUUUUGCUCGUUUACAUAAUAUAUGUGUGUGUGAUGUGUAUAUUUAUUAUGUAUAUAAAUACACACACACACACACAGUAUAUAUUUAGAAAAUAUUCACAUGUAUUUAAAUUUGUAUAAUUGAUAUUAUAUAUAAAUAUUUUUAAUAUAUAAACAUAAUGUUUUUCUUAAAUGUAUACAUGUGUGUGUGUAUUGAUAUAUAUAAAUAAAAAAUAUACACCGUCCACACACAUUAUUUAAAUAUAAACUUAUUUUGGAAUGCGAUUAAUCACAAUUCAUUUGACAGCACAUUUUUAUUUAAUUACUUUGUCAAAAACAUAAAUGGUAAUCAAGGAGUGAAACCCAAAAUAACCUUCAUUUAAAAAAAAAAAUUAUCUGUUAGUUCACGAUUUGUCUUUAGUUGUGUCUAAGAGACUGGCUUUAACAAUCAAUACUCACGAAACCUCAGCAAUCAUUAGUGUCUAAUUGGAAUAUUGACUUGAAUAAUGUAAAUCAAUUGCUUACAUGCUAAACUUAUAGUUGCAAGCCUACAAUUAGUAUGUGAAAUUCAGGUAUUAAGACGUGAUGAUUGUUUAAAAUUUUUUUGUACAAAAAAAAAAAAGCUGUUGGUGCUGGAGGUUUAAUAUUUUGGUCAUUCACAGCUUUCACCCCCACCACUCCUACAAUCGAAUCUUGUGAGCAACACAUUCACAUGUCCUUGUGAAGCCCCCCCACUUCCCAACAACAAACAUGCACCUGUCCAUUCAGGACCGUCUGGAGGUCACUGUGUGUUAACGUUAUGGACGUCAGUGGAACUUUGAGUUUGCAUUGCGGUCUUUUCUACUCAUUUCUACCUGUAAUCUGUCACUCUUUCUAUUCAUAGCCAAAAACGAGGCGGGCCUUCCUGUGUCUGUGUGCCAAUCACAGACCAGCGCGGUCCUGGUCUGACGGUCGCCCAGCGUGGUUUUAUACAUGCACAUUUUUUUAAAGAACUUGUUUUGUUUUUUGUUUUUUGUUUUUCUCAUUGGUUGAUUUGUGUAUAAAGAGGCAAAGUUCUGUCACUAAUAUGCCACUCUAUUCUAAAUAAAACCUGAUUGGUUA
Molecule: messenger RNA, 5464 nt
Organism: Labeo rohita (rohu)
Lineage: Eukaryota; Metazoa; Chordata; Actinopteri; Cypriniformes; Cyprinidae
Gene: sdc3
Product: syndecan 3
Exons: 5
Coding region: 365-1609 (414 amino acids)
Biological process (GO): cell migration
Cellular component (GO): cell surface; membrane
Source: RefSeq, a predicted model, not a curated record